This is a messenger RNA of Xyrichtys novacula (pearly razorfish), 2519 nucleotides long. Lineage: Eukaryota; Metazoa; Chordata; Actinopteri; Labriformes; Labridae. The record is from the annotation of a GenBank genome assembly.
AUGGCCAGAUUUCAAACUGUGGGACGGAGAAACCAGAGGAAGGAAAAGCAGAAGAAAAUCAACAAGAAACAAGAAGUGGAGGGGAACUUUUGGAUGUUGAGGUGAAUUAACUCAGACACACACUUGAUUCAGUUUAAUUAUCAGUUUAUUUAAAGCGUUUAUAAAAGAAAUGGUUUACAUGUUUUUUUUCAUGAGUGAGUAAUUGAGUAACUGUCAGUCACUCAAUGAAACUUUUUAAAGACACACAUGCUUUUGUGUAGAGCUGCUAGAUUUUGUUCUUGAAUUUGGACUCUCUGGGCUUCUGUUGGUGUGGCCACGCUCUGUGUGCAGUUCCCUGUGGCAAACUCUAGAUGAUGCUGAAAGUUCGUAUUUUCCUGAACAAACCUUUAAAAGACGUGAACGCAGUGACACUGUUCAUUAACGCAGUCAUGUCUGUGUGUGUGUGUCAGUGAGUGUGUGGCUGUCUUUUGUGUUGUAAAUGUGAUUAGACUCUCUGUGGUUUUGUGUUGUUGUUGACCUACUUCUGCUGAGGCUGAAUGAAAGCAGGCCAGAGCUGGUCUACUUUAAGGUGGACUGUUGGAAACUAGACUGCCCUGGAAAGCAUUUUCUUUUUUUUAGAGUAGUUUUUAAUUUGACUUUAUUUACAUCUCCAGGACACUGUAAAGACCACUGCCAGGACACGGUUUUAUCUGGUCAAAAGGGAGGACAAGUAGUCGAUAUAUCCCCUACAUUUUGGAUACAAACACUAUUUGAUGUUAUUUCCUUUAGUUUGGCUCAGCAGGUGUUUAAGCAACUUAUGCUACACUUGUUCAACAAUAAUUUUCAAUUUUGCUUCCUAUUGAUAGACUAUAUUAACUCAUUUAAGGUCGAUAUGAUUUCUUCUGUAUAAAAUAGGGGUUUUAAUCCCAAAUAGUACAUUCUCAGUUCAACAUGUACUAGCUGUGCUCAGCUAAACAAUUACAGUAGAACUGAAACACUGCAAAGGAGGAUAAUAUGAUAAAAACAGCUACAGAAACUUUAACGUGAGAUUGUUUUGGUCAAUAACAGUUGGGAUUUAGGCUGUUUUCCAUCCUUACAUGUUAGGUAUAUUUGAUUUUUUUACAUCCUACCCAAUUCAGGAAUCAAGAUAUAAAAAAAGAACCACAUGAUUGGUGGCUAAAUCCAAAUGUCCACCCGGCACUGUGGGUGGGUGCCUCUGGGUCUGCAAAUGCAGAGGGUUGUCUACAUCAAGGGUUUAUCCGGUAAGAUACUUACUUCAAGCUGAAUUUUUAAAGACUUCUAAAGCAUCAGUUUUACUCAGCUUGUAGCACAAUAUUAAUUUUAAAGGCACUAUAAGAAAUUUUAACUAUUUGGGAAACAGGCUGAAACUGAUAUAGCAACUAUAAAGCAAACAAACCUGUAAGCAAGGAGGCUGAUUAUUUCAAUGUAGGAAUCAUUAAUGCUUUAAACUGCUGUGAAGGUGGUUGUCAGACCAGAUGAUUUACAGGAAACUAAAAAGUUGUCAACUUUGACAUUUUACAUGGCAAUUAGUUAAAGUAAUAUAUUUUACCCCCAAUUUUUUUUACAGGUACAAGAAGGAAGAAGGCUUUAACCAUAGGGUGUUUUCAUAAAUGAUUUAUGUACUUAUUUUCUCUAUUUAUGUUCCAUUUUUGUGAAUAUAAUGUAAAUAUGUUGGAGACUGACUGUUCAUGGGUUCACAUUAUAUUUAUUAGUAUUUUCUUUAUUCUAUUUUUGCUUUGGCUAUUGUUAAUGUUGUUUUAAAUAUUCUCAUUGGUUUUGUUUGUUUGUUUGUUUUCAGUUUACUUUCUUGUGUAGCACGCACAUAUUUGACUAUAUAUAUACACUACAGGCCAAACGUUUGGAAGCAAGAUCAGAUUUGUACAAAAAAGAUAUAUAUAUAUAUAUAUAUAUAUAUAUAUAUAUAUAAUUUGCAACACAAUAAACAUGACUAUUGUGUAAAGAGUAACUUAUCAGAAGACAUUUUGACUAUAAUAAUUAGGUAUUUGAGUUAUUGUUGCUUAGACUUUGCUUUCUUUAACGUAACCUCCUAUAUAUAUAUAUAUAUCUAUAUAUGUAUAUAUAUAUAUACAUAUAUAUAUAUAUAUAUAUAUAUAUAUAUAUAUAUAUAUAUAUUUUUUUUUUUUUUUUUUUACCCAGAAAAAAAAAAUUACCAGUAUGACUUUCUUUGUGCACACAUUGCUGUUUGACUGGGAGUGUUAUAUACAUGUGGAAAUGGGGCUGGGACACGAUCAUAUGCAAAGGAUCAGUAUAUUAUCAGUUUACACCUGCAGACAGAGUGAAGUUUUCUUAAUAUUGUACUCUGGAACCUGUUUUUCAUAAGUUUGCAAUUUAAGCCACAAAAAGAUGCUCAGAAGGACAGAAAAAAGCAACAUUAGUUUACUGUUUACUGUAAGUCACUGUUUUUUAUUGUAUGCAUUUCAGUGUAAACCUGCACUUGAAUUCCCUUCUCAAUUUCCAAUUCCUCCCUCUUUCCUUUCAGGUUAAGCUCCUCCCACUGA